AAUCGGUCGUCAAAGAUGAUAAUUAUUUUGAGUAAUUACCAAUAAUGUCCACUGCCUUAAAAAACAGACAUUUUUUUGUGUGGUUUUGAAGGAUCAUGCAACUUUCUUUUGUUUGGUGACAACAGAAGGUCAAGAUCUUGGUCAAUAUUAGUCACAAAAAAAACAAAGUCUCGGUUUUCAAUUUGCCACCUUACUUAAAUGAGUGGUUUUUUAUUGGAUGCACUUGUAUGUAUAAAAUUUUUUUUAGCAAUAGCGGCCCUUGGAGCUCAUUCACUGUGUUUAAUAGAAGUCAACAAAAUGGAAUAAUUUAUUUUAUGUAAAUGCACUUGAAGGGAUUUCUACUCUCUCAAAAUUAAGUUUGUGUUUCAGGGAAGUAAAUGCUGUAAAAUUGGACUAUAGAUCGGCUCACGUCCCUCCAAUUCUGUGCAUCAUUUGUACAAUAUGUAUCAAUUCUGUUGACCGGGUUUUCCUGAAACUUUAUAUUAGCCACGCAGGUGACAUUUUGCAAAAGUUAUUAGCUGUUAAUUUAAAAUAAAUUAAAUGUAAAUUGAAUCUUGGAUGGGUAAUAAAUUUGCAUACAUAUUGGUCAUUAUGACCAUCGUCUAAUACCUUAUUUGUGUAAGCAAUAAUACUUUUUAUUGACUUAAAUCAUGUGGCAUUUUUAGACCAGGUAUUGCUGUGUUGCAACAAGAGACAGUGCUAGUCUUGCGUUUAUUCAAACCUUUUUGUGACCACAUUGCUCCCACAUACAUUGCUUUAAAAUGAGAAGGAUACUAACUUACACACAUGUCCAAUGUUCAAAUAUGCUCAAGACUUGCAGUCUAUUGGCAAUUAAUUGGAACAGUAAUGAAAAUGAACUUUUCCUAAUUUUGUUUUGCUGAAAAUUGUAGGGACACACACUUUACCUGACUCUCUGUGCAUCUAAUAAUAAUAGACCCCCUUGCAUAGGCUACCAUUGCAUCUGCUGAGGACUAACAACGGAAAUGCAUGCUCCCAUCAUAGACCCCUUUACAGAUAGGCCAGAAGUGGUGAUUUUGAUGCAUUUUGGGUGAGUUUACGAGUAUAAGCUAUGCACCUUUUAUGCAUGACGAACAUCCCAAAACAUCGCAUUGUUUUUUCCUAUAAUUUGUAAAGGGGUCUAUGCACAAAUCUCAGCCAAAUGGUUCUUCCUUUGACCUUGGCCAGCCAAGCGCUGUUUGAACCAUUUUGUGAAUGUGACUUCAUAUGCAAGGGGUCUAAAGUAUCAAGGGGGUCUAAAGACUUUUGCUUACUAUCGUCUUUUCGGAGUACGGAAAUAAAUGUUGCAUUGAAUUUAAUUGUAUCUGACCACAGCAGCUUUAUUUUCGUUUAAGCAUGCAGUAUUUCUGCCGAUCAAAGAAAACAGGAAUGAAGUGGAGAUUCUGUCUGAGAUAUGACUGGCCCAUAAUUUUGGUUGCUGCGAUAACCAUUUAUGAUUUAUAAUUCAAAAUGAAUAGAUCGAGUCACCUGCAAUCUGCAUGUUUUUGUCGAUACUUUUGUAUUGAAAUAGCCCUAUUUUGUACUGUGAAUGUUUAUUAACUUGGAAAUGAAACCCCAAAGUGUCCCCCCCCCCCAAAAAAAAAAAAAAAAAAAUCCCAAUAAUCUCACAACCCUAGGGUGAUCAACCCUGCUUUACGGCAAAAAUAUCAUCUCCCAACAAGAAGAUUUUAGCAUUUUCAUUUUAGCGCCAUGUUAUUUUUUAUUUAUCUUGCCAAACUAUGGACACUUGAGGGCGGCAGAUAAGAUUAACGUGGGUAUUUUUUUUUUUUUGCUGUCCCAAAGUGAUGUUAACUCUGCCUCGCUGUGCAGCGUUAUUCACGUUACAGACGGAGCGGAACCAGCCUAUAUAACUCGUCAUAACAAAACACACUGGCAUUGCAUUGCACAGUCUAUGUUGUUAUUUUUGCGGUGGAAUUUAUACUGUCAGGAAUUCUUUGUUCUGGGAGCUGAAAUGGGAUCACAAACUGUUGGAUCUUCACGUGAGAAUUAAAAAGACACACAGUCAGGAUGUGACUCAGAGCAUACUUGGAGUACCCAUUCUAGUAGAAGAAGUUGGCGUUACCCCCCCCCCCCUCCCAUCUGAGGGUACCGAAGAAGUCAUUCAGAGGGGUGCCUGUUCUUGUCCCCUUCCUUCCUGAAAAACAGCUCCCUACUUUUCCGUCACUUGCACACCGGAACACAAACAGGAAUCAUGUAUGCUGUCCUUGAGAACAAUCCUGCAGCCCGCAGUGAUUGUACAAUCCUAUCACUGUCUUGGAAGGGGACAGUACCAGAAAGCGAGAAAGACAAGAGUUACACAAGGAAACGUUGCUACACUGAAGGCUGGCUAGCUACAGGGAACUUAAAGGGGAUUGUCGGGGCUACCUUCACAUCAAGUCACUCCAGGAAGAGCAGCACUUCACCAUCAAGGACUAACUUCAACUUACGAGGUCAUAACAGUGAGGUUGUACUUGUCCGAUGGAAUGAGCCCUUUCAGAAGAUGGCAACCUGCGAUGCACAGGGUGUCAUCUUUGUUUGGAUCAAAUACGAGGGGAGAUGGUCAAUCGAACUGGUCAACGACCGCUCAUGUCAAGUCAGCGACUUUGCUUGGAGUCAUGAUGGUCGGAUGGCGUUGAUUUGUUAUAAAGAUGGCUUUGUUCUGGUAGGGUCGGUCACUGGUCAGCGCUACUGGUCGUCAAUGCUCAACCUUGAUGCUAAACUGCUUUGUGGAGCCUGGGCACCAGAUGACAAACAAGUUCUACUUGGCACAUCUGACGGUCAAAUUCUGGUCAUGGAUAUCCACGGUGCCCUCGUGACUCACUGCACAUUGGCUGAGGACCGACCAAUCAGAGCACUCCUUUGGUCCUCUGAGAAGUUUCGAAUGAUUAAUGUGAGCGACAAUGAGUGUGAUGACAAGCCAGAUAAAAAGAAACGGAAAGGGAGUGAACGUCGAUCACGGAUGAGCAAGAAAAGAUGUCCAGUGAUGGCAGUAGACCUUGGCGAUAGCGAGAUCCAAUUAAUGAAAGCAUAUGAUGACCUCGCACCAAUUAUUAUAAAAACAGAAAUGACAGACAUCAAGAUUGAAUGGAGCAGCUGUGGGGCCUUCCUUGCCGUGGGUGGCACACAGCCCGUAGAGAGCAUCAGUGCUGUUAAAUUCUACAACACCAAUGGCCACCUGAGGUUUACUCUUAACAUACCCUCACAGCGCCCUCUUUCAGCUCUGACAUGGGGUCACAAUGAUCGUCGUCUGUUUGUCGCAUGUGGGUCUAUCCUCCAUGUGGCUUGGGUUGAAAAGGGGGUGGCUCCAUUACAGGUGUUAUGUCGUGAAGUCAUCAUAUCGCUGGUGAACGAGGAGAAGAUGAUGGCGAAGCUUCCACUGCCGAUUCGACUCAGGAGUCAAGUUACAGAGAGACUUGCACUAACUGUCAAGGGGUGUAUUCCAGAUCCGACCAAGCUGAGGGAAUUCGGCAGUAGACCUCCACCAGGUAAUGAAAGACUUCACUGCACAAUGAUUCGAACAGGAGACGACACCAACCCUAGCAGCUCCUGCUACACCUUGUUCCUGGAAUAUCUUGGAGGAUUGGUCCCCCUACUUAAAGGUCGAAGGGUCAGUAAGCUCCGCCCUGAAUUUGUCAUUUACGACCCCAAGGUGGAUCAGAAACAAGGCAUGAGUGAAGAUGAUGAGAGAUUGCCUUUGGGUACGACUAUUUCAUCUUCAAGUAGUAGCUCCAGUUCAGAUGACAGUGAAGAUGAAGCAUUAUCGAGAAUGAUGAGAAGGAACGGCACAUCAGUGAAAGAUGGUGGAGGGAGCGGAGGGGGAGGAGGAAGCCCUAGACUUAUACGGGAUGGAAGUAAUGGUACAGAUUCACCCAGACGGAAAGAGCGCCAGUAUGAUAGCUUAUUCUUGGAGAGUCUCCCUGAGCAAAAUCGCCUUGUGGAGGUGACCUCCAAUAUAUGGGGCACAAAGUUCAAGAUUCAUGGCCUGGCACGCUUCCUGCCAUCCAACCUCGGUCAGGUCAACUACAGGACGAGCCUCCUUCAUCUACAGCCCCGGCAGAUGACCAUCGCUCUUGUGGAGCUUCGCCCUGAUGCCAAGCCACGGAGGGAUGAUGAUGCAGACUUUGAUCCCAAUGUAUUCAGUGAGGAUGAGGAUGACCCUGGAGAGCCACCUCCACAACCCCCCUUGAACAGAGCUGGUGGCCCCGCCCCAAUUGCUCCAAUGAAAUCGACCAAUCGUAGCUUCUCAAGUAGUGAUCUUGAUGUUGCUGACCAGGAACCCCCUCCACCUGCAAUGGAAGUUCCCAGGCAACGUGAAGUAACCAAUGAGAAUAUCCCCCCUGCGUCUAAGGUCCAACCUGAUCGAGAACAGUUCAUUAGGCAAGGGGCAGUACCAAAACGGCGGACUACAAAUAUACUUAAAAACUCAUUGGAAGCAUCCACAACAGUGGCAGGGAGAACAGGAUCACUAGACGUCGUAGAAAAUGCCCAUAUUAUAAAUGGAACCACUGAAAUUGUGGAUGGAACCCUGCUUUCAAGCGACCCAUGUGAUUUUGAAGAACUGCAGUCUGACAUGCCACGCUGGGCAGAUAGUGCAAGCCAGUUGAUUCCAAGCAGUGUCUCACAGCACCACCAGGCUGAUGGUGUGACCAACCAAACAAUGGACCACAAAUCUCUGUUGAUGGAAGUGCAUGAGGGCUGCAGUAGUGGGUCGCCGUCGCACAAGAAGCUUGACAGCUUACGACGUGGAACCGAGAGAGAUUUAUCAGUGCAAUCACAACGGAAUCUGAGUCCGGCGUCGAAGUGCAAUCGACCAAGGUCUAGCUCCACUCCAAAGAUUACAAUGCAAACAGACAACAGAAACAAUUUACAGAACGGUAGCGGGGGAGAUAGUAGUCCAUCAGGGGUGGGGAAGUCACCCCAGGAAAAACGCAAACGUCCUAAGUCUAAGACUCGCAGCAGGAGUGAAAGCUGUGCUGGGACGUCGUCCAGUGGUGGCAGGCAAACCACACAGAAUCAAGACAGUGAGAUUGUCCCCGAGCAAGAAAAGACUACAAAGAAGAUGAAGGAGAGACGUACAUCCCUCUGUGGCGGGGGAAGUCCAUCCAGAGGGAACCUGAAAAUUCAAGUCGACAGCUCAGAGAGUGAAGGUGCCGAUAACAGCAGUGAUGAGACACCAGCUAGCAGUUCCAAAUCCCGUAAGGCUAAGCUGAUGAGGCAGUACGCAGACUGUAAAUCAAGGGUGUUUGUUAUGCACAACAAAGCACCCCUCUGGAAUGAGGGUACCCAAGUGUACCAAUUGGACUUUGGUGGGAGGGUGACCCAAGAAUCAGCUAAGAACUUCCAAGUGGAGUUAAAUGGCAAACAGGUGAUGCAGUUUGGUAGAAUCGAUGGCCACGCUUAUACAUUGGACUUCCAGUAUCCGUUUGCGGCCCUUCAAGCUUUUGCAGUUGCACUGGCAAACGUUACGCAACGCCUGAAGUGAAUAUGAAACACUUGAUGAAGUCGCCAACGGGAAAUGAUUUCUACGGCAACCAGUCAUUAAUGUAGAAAUGAGUGCAUACUCUUCUUCACUCACUUUAAAGUAGGCUUGUUGUAAAAGCGGGUGGUUCUAUUUUGCUUAUUUGCGACUAAGCAGAGAGUCGACCGGUUUUCAACUUAUAAAGGGACGUUACAAAAUUGCUAUAUUUUUAUUUCAGCCUCUUAACUUGCUAGAUAAUAAUCAUAGAACAUGCCCAUAACAAUGUUUGCUAACCAUGGUGAGAAAAAGACCAUCAAUGUUUGCUAACCAUGGUGAGAAAAAGACCAUCAAUGAUUGCCAAAACGACAAGCUAUACUAGAAAUUUGAUGUAGAAAAAAGCAUAGGUGGAAACUUUGUUUAAAAUCAACUCAAGAUGCAAGCAUUAAUUACCAAUGUUGUACCUUCCCUUUUAACCACAUCAGUUUAAUCAAACAAAGUGUAGCUUAAGGAAAAAACACCAGCUUGUAAAGUUUUCACUGAAUUAUUCUGUGCACUGACUUUUUACAUUUGCCACCCGACAUUGAAGCUAAAGUGUCAUACACUAUGGACCUGAGAACUUUGAAUAUUUAGUUUAACAAUGGGGGGAAAUCAUGGAAGGGGAAGUAGAAAUAUGCACAUUUGGCAUAUUUGUAAUUCAAAAUGUUUUUUUGUUUACUACGCACCACUAAAGGUUGAUAUGAUAAUGCAUUGUAAAGACAAUUUCAGAUCUACGUUUUGAAUAAUCUCUGUUUUGGGGGGGAGGGGGUAAACUACAGCAGUUGUCAUGUACAAUUUACUGAUAGAUAAUGAGGAAGUUUGUUGCUGCAAAAAGCUCCUUGUUUUCAUGUUGGACUAUUUACUUUGUAAGAGGAUGGGAUGGGGAAGGAAGGGAAUGAUUUGUCAUUGAUGUCAGUAGAACGUCUGCUGCAAUCAAGUGCUUACUGCCACCAUUUAUGGUUCGUACCUUGACCAAAAUACGUUCUGCCUAAAUUUGAAAACUUUGUUUUUAUUUAAAAAGACCAUUCGCUGCAUCAUGGCUGCUAUCGCUGCAUACAAUUGAGCAUCUCAGAAAACACAAAUGCAAUAGUGUAUGAUAUUUUAAGUCAAACUCUAAAAUAUAUAUAAAAACGAUACUGGGUGUACAUUUUUGAUUAAUUUAAAAAAAUAAAAAUAAAAAUUGUGUUUACUUAAUUUUCUCGACGCCAACACUACAUCAUUAGUUUAUAUAUUUUUUGUCUUGAUUUUCGAAAAAAUAUGAAUGCAUUAGCAAAAAGAAUCCAAACUUAAAAGUAUAUAUUACAAGCCAAUAGUGAAUCUUAAAAAACAACUCAACUUUAUCUCAAAAGGGCAAAGUUGCAAAUUUUUUAUUUAUUAUCUGUUUCUUUCUUUAAAAGAAACUGUUGAGAUGUAAAAUGCACUGCACACAACUGUAGCAACAAGCUAAAUAUAUCACUGUAACUCAUAUAAUGAGAACAAGUUUGUUGUCAUUGAAAGACUGUACCCUUUGCAACUCCUUUUGUGUUUUUAAGACGUUAUAUCAAAUAGUUUAAUACAAACAAAUAUUUGAUAUAAGUGAAAGGGUAAAAAUGAAAACAAAAGGAACAGUAGUAUAUUAAGGCCAAAAACAAAUGUAAGGUUGUGGUCUGAACAUUUGAUUCUCCCAACCGGGUAGAUAAUUUUGUUUUGAUAAGGAAAUUUUUAAAAAGGUAUAUUGCUUAAAGGCAGUGGACACUAUUGGUAAUUAC
Molecule: messenger RNA, 7239 nt
Organism: Asterias rubens (European starfish)
Lineage: Eukaryota; Metazoa; Echinodermata; Asteroidea; Forcipulatida; Asteriidae
Product: tubby-related protein 4-like
Exons: 15
Coding region: 2210-5479 (1089 amino acids)
Molecular function (GO): protein binding
Source: RefSeq, a predicted model, not a curated record